UGGUCUAAAUUAUUGUGUCUAACAUUAAUACAUCUGUACAUAAUGGGUGUUUCUCAUUUUUAGUUGGCAGCACUUAAUGAUGCCAAAAUUAUUUUUGAUAAACAAAUCUGGAUUUAUUUUUGGCCAGGAAGAGACAACAAGGAAUGUCGCGAAAAAUAAUUUUUGACGCUCACAUUCAUGAUUACCUUACGAAGAUAUGGUUGAGCUAGAUCUAGACAUAGAUCUACUAUCAUCUACAUCUAGAUCUAGUACUCUAGGUCUAGAUCUAUUCUUAGAAUCUAGUGCUGUCUAAAGAAUGAAUGUAAGAUAUUUCUUUGAUGUGCUAAUGAUGCAGAGUAUCCUCAAUAUAUAGCAACUCUUCUGUACUUAGUGAAUGAAUUGGAAAGCAUGAAGGAAGAUGUUUACUCUCAUCUCAAAUAUCAUUGACUACUUCAUCCCUGAGGAGAGGUCUGGAACCAUCACUGAAUGUAAUAGUGACAAUCUACUUGACAAACAGCAUGAUGAUAACUCCCCAUUUCUGUUUGGGUACAACGAAGUGACCAACAUUCGUAGUGUUUCUGGUAAAGUUACACAUGUAUUUCAUGGUCAUGGAUUGAUAGACAAAGAUAUUUAUUUCUCAAAAGCAGAUCUGCCCACAGAUGUCAAACUAGAGGUUGGAGAUGAGGUCCUAGUAAAGGCUGUUCAGUAUAGCCAAGAUGGAGGCUGGUAUGCCGAAAGUGUCACUGUCAUCAGCCAGACUUGGGAGAAUGAAGAGAAGAAAGAUGAGGGUAUUGAUGUGAACAUCCUUCGAGAUAAAGUUGUUCUUGGCAAGGUCACAAGCUUUCAAGGCAGGAGUGGGAAAAUAAAUGACACCAUAGAUUUUAAUGUUGAGAGCUGUAAAGAUGGCUUUGUACCAAUGAAAGGAGAUUGGGUUUCAUCCUACAUACAGAUGGAUGCAGUGGAAGAGAAUGGUGUUAAAGAUGAAUGGGAUAGUAGCCCUAGUUUGAUAGGUAAAACAGCUUUAGGUAUUAGACCAACAAGACAAUUUGAUAUCGAAGGCACAGUUACAGCUCUUCGAGAUAAUCAUGGAUAUGUCAAUGAAGAGAUAUUUUUUGACAAGAGUGUAUGUGUGAAUGGUUUCUGGCCCAGAAAAAAUGCUCCAGUAAAAGUUAUUGCAAUAGAAAGUUCAGUUGGCAGACGAUGUGAGAAGAGAGCCAUUAGUUUGGUUCCUUUAAGUGCAUCAAAUAAAUACAGUACGAAAGCCAAUGAAAACCAAAAGUCAAUGUCACAGAUAAAUGAUAAAUGGUAUUUUCCUGGCCAAAGGCCCAAAAGAUUUCAGCCACCAGUUCAACUUCCAGUUAAACUUCCACAUUACAGUGUUCCUGAAAAAGUAUAUAGUGCAGUGGUAGAAGGUGAAGAAUUGACUUCUACUUUCCCAUGUCUUUCACAGGAAUUAUCCUUUCAAAACUAUGUCAGCCGAAUGUCAACUCUUCUUUAUUUUGAAGAGAUUCAGAUGCAUCUAGACAUUCAAGAAUUCAAUAUGACCCGGGUUGUUCUCCAUCCAGCUGGGGAAUACUUGGCUCUCACUGUCCCUGGUCUAGCUGAAGGAAGGCCAUCUCUUCUCAUUGGAGACAAAAUAAUUCUUACCCCUCCUUCUGAUCCAGAUGGCCCACGCUAUGAAGGAUUUAUCCAUGAAAUGACUAGUACUGAUGUUCUCUUGAAGUUUUACCCAGAAUUUCAUUGUCGAUACAAUGGAGAAGAUUUCAAUGUUGAAUUUACAUUUCGAAGGAUUCCAAUACGUAGAUCUCACCAAGCAGUGUCAUUAGCUGUUCAACAUUUAACAUCCAAUGUGUUGUUCCCCAAUCAGGUCGACCUUAAAGAGCCUCAGGUAAAGGUAGAUGAAAUCGCUUACAGUGUUAAGCCAGAUGAGACACAGACGACAUUCAAAAGUCAAGAUAUCAGAAAUCAGAAGCCAUCAUAUUCUGAGAACAGAAAAACCUUAUGUUAUUUUAAUAAGCUGCUGAAUGAUAGACAGAAGACAGCGGUCAGAAAGAUAUUAUUAGGUCAAUGUAGACCCACACCUUACAUCAUAUUUGGACCUCCUGGAACUGGUAAAACAAUCACAGUGGUGGAAGCCAUACUACAAAUCUAUACACACAUUCCGUCCAGCAGAAUAGUAGUCUGCACACCUUCCAACAGUGCUGCUGAUCUUAUUAUGGAGCGGUUGCAUCUAAGUAAUGUGUUAGAGCCAACACAAAUAGUUCGACUCAAUUCUCAUCAGAGAUCAUUGGAAAACAUUCCAGAAAGCAUUCUAAAGUAUUGUCAAUUUGGUGAUGACCUUGAUAUGAUAUCUCGGUACCGUGUCAUAGUCAGCACCUGCAUAAUGGCUGGUGGCAUGUAUGGCCUUAGAAUUAGAUCAGGUCACUUCACUCACAUCUUUGUUGACGAGAGUGGCCAAGCUACUGAACCUGAAUGCUUGACUCCUAUAGGUCUUAUAGCUGGCAAUUUAAAUGGACAGAUUGUUCUUGCUGGAGAUCCAAAGCAACUGGGUCCAAUCAUUAUGUCACCAUACGCUAAAAUGUAUGGUCUGGAGCUUUCAUUGUUGGAGCGCCUCAUGAACAGAGAUGUUUACCAGAGAGAUGAAGACUCUGCUGAAGAACAUGAAGGAUUUGAUCCCAAUCUGGUGACCAUGCUUAUCUAUAAUUAUCGAUCACAUCCUGGGAUUUUAGACUUACCUUCAAGACUCUUCUACUACAGCCAGUUACAGCCAUUGGCAGAUCCAGCUCUCACUCACAGGUUGUCCCAAUGGAAAGAAUUACCAAAGUCUGGCUUCCCUGUUAUAUUUCAUGGACUUCGAGGACUAGAUCUAAGGGAGACAAAUAGCCCAUCCUGGUUUAAUCCAGGGGAGAUCAUGCAAGUUAUUAUUUACCUUCAAGGGGUGCUCAAAGAGAACAUAAAACCUGAAGACAUUGGAGUUAUAACUCCAUAUAAGAAACAGGUUGAAAAAAUAAGGUUUAUGAUCGACAAUCUUGGUCUGCCAGAAAUAAAAGUUGGUUCAGUUGAAGAAUUUCAAGGUCAGGAGCAACAAGUGAUUAUUCUUUCAUGUGUGAGGUCCAAUGAGAAAUUAAUUGGUGCUGACAUUCGGCAUUCCUUGGGUUUUCUCUGUAAUCCAAAGAGACUGAAUGUGUCAAUAACAAGAGCCAUUAGUUUGUUGAUCAUUGUUGGAAACCCAUAUGUUUUAGUCCAGGAUCAUCAUUGGAAUCAGCUCAUUCAGUAUUGUAAAGAUAAUGGAGGCUAUAUUGAAUCCACUCAGACAAAAAAUGAAUGAUCAUACUCUGCAAAUGAAUUUUAGUGUCAACAUUUUAUUUUAAAGCUAAAAAAAAGAUGUUUAAAAUGUAUGUACAUAUUAAGUUUAUUAAAUAUUUCUUAUGUUACACUGUUUAUUAAAUAAUGUAAAUGUUUACA
Messenger RNA from Biomphalaria glabrata, 3444 nucleotides. RefSeq names its product RNA helicase Mov10l1-like. The record is from RefSeq and is a predicted model, not a curated record. NCBI's taxonomy places the organism in Eukaryota, Metazoa, Mollusca, Gastropoda, Planorbidae. Gene Ontology annotation, molecular function: helicase activity. The transcript has 23 exons. The coding region runs from base 398 to 3307 and encodes 969 amino acids.